This is a messenger RNA of Thalassophryne amazonica, 867 nucleotides long. Its product is annotated as ras-related protein Rab-34-like. The record is from RefSeq and is a predicted model, not a curated record. The coding region runs from base 88 to 849 and encodes 253 amino acids. The transcript is spliced from 10 exons. Lineage: Eukaryota; Metazoa; Chordata; Actinopteri; Batrachoidiformes; Batrachoididae. Gene Ontology annotation, molecular function: GTPase activity; GTP binding. Gene Ontology annotation, biological process: endocytosis; phagosome-lysosome fusion.
AUACAGAGCUAUUUGUUCUUUAUAUGGGAGGGAGUGGUGAGGAGGACAAAAGAGGCCAAAUUGAGUGCUGUCAGACACAGAGGCAGCAUGCUGCAUCCUGUGAAGAAGGACCGGAUCAUUACUCAGUUCCCAAAGUGUUUUAGUCCAAAUGCAGCACUGCAAACCAAAGACAGUUUCCAUCCUCAGGUGAAGGCCGUCUGUGAGACACAGAAGACAGCUGCAGGGAGUAUUAACAUGGCCAAAGUUAUCGUCGUGGGUGAUGUUGCUGUUGGGAAAACGUGUCUUGUGAGCAGGUUCUGUAAGGGUGAGUUUUAUAAGAAUUACAAGGCCACGGUUGGGGUGGAUUUUGAGUUGGAGCGAUUUGAGGUGCUCGGAGUUCCCUUCAAUUUACAGCUGUGGGAUACAGCAGGUCAGGAGCGCUUCAAGUGCAUCGCCUCUACAUAUUACAGAGGAGCACAAGCCAUCAUAGUGGUGUUUGACUUAAGCAGCGUUACCUCUCUGACACACGCCAGGCAGUGGCUCGGGGAUGCUAUGAAGGAAAAUGACCCAUCCAGCGUUUUACUAUUUCUUGUUGGUACCAAGAAGGACCUCAGUUCUCCUGAUCGUCUGGCUCAGAUUGAGCAGGAGGCCAUCAAACUGUCAGAGGAAAUCAGAGCAGAGUACUGGGCUGUGUCUGCCAAGUCAGGACAUGGUGUCAGGGAUUUAUUCUUCCGCAUGGCUGCACUGACAUUUGAGGCCAGCGUUCUGUCUGAGGUUGAGAAAAGUGGGUCACGGCGUGUCGAGGACAUUAUCAGGAUUACAGAGGAGACUCAACACAAACGAAACAAGAAGAAGCCUACCUGUUGCUGACAGAGAAAGACCAUCUGG